Australozyma saopauloensis is the source of this 969-nucleotide messenger RNA. RefSeq lists its product as uncharacterized. The transcript has a single exon. The record is from RefSeq and is a predicted model, not a curated record. Gene Ontology annotation, biological process: mitochondrial respiratory chain complex III assembly. Gene Ontology annotation, cellular component: mitochondrion. Bases 1 to 969 code for a protein of 322 amino acids. NCBI's taxonomy places the organism in Eukaryota, Fungi, Ascomycota, Pichiomycetes, Serinales, Metschnikowiaceae.
AUGCUUAGACAGAACACCCGUGUCGCUCUGCAGCUUUCCGCUCGCUUGAGUGUGUCGGCCCGUGCCUUCCACCAAGGAUCCUCCAUCCUCAACAAGGAGGAGAUCACUUCUCCGCUGCAAAUUGCUAAAGACUCUCAUCUCCCUAACAUUCCACAAGAGUUCAAAAAACCACCUCGUCAGGCUUCGAAAAAAGCUCCUUUCUUGUCGGACCACAAGGUCGAGAGCAAAACGUACGAGAUGUCUUCGUUUACCCAGAACUUGGGACAGUUUGUAGUGAAAUUCCUUAACAUCGAUAUGGACAAAACGCGUGCUGGCCCUAUUGCCGGCUCCUAUUACUUCGGUGAAUGUAAGAGACAAGGUAUGUACUACCCAGAUGAGCCAGACUCGGAUACUGCCAAGUUUUUCUACCAAACACUUAACCUACCUAAGAGUUUCUCGCAAUGGUUCCAAAUAACUGCCUUGCACUACUGGAUUUUGUCUGUGCGUAUGAGAGCCAUGCCAUUCCAAUACGGUAAAAACUACCAGCAGAAGCUCGUGGACCGUAUCUUCAGUGAUAUGGAGAUGCGUAUGUCCAUUGAGAUGGGCAUCAACUCUUCCAGAAUUAUCGAGGGAUACUUGAAGGACUACCACACUCAGCUCUUGGGUCUCGUCGUUUCUUAUGAUGAGGGCCUUGUCACCGAUGAUAUCACCCUUGCUGCUGCUUUGUGGAGAAACGUUUUCUCAGGUAACCCAAACGCCGACGUAAGACAUAUUGAGGCUUUGGUCGGCUACGUGAGGCAACAAUUGUAUGUUUUGAACAAAAUGUCCGACAGAGAGUUCGGUUUCGGUAAAUUCUCUUUUGUUCCCCCUGACCAGGUCGUCAAGCUCUUGACUAAAGCUCAAGAAGAGAAGCUUCGUGCAGAGGCAAAAGCUGCUUUUGCCGACCGCACUGCCCCAUCCGACCGCAGUGUUCUCUCUUUGGACGAGUAA